UCUCUCUCCCUUCUUCUCCAAAUCUCCCUCUGUAUAAAUACAAGAGAGAGAAAAACGGAAAGAUGGCGAAGAGUAACAAAACGACUUACAAAAACGCGUUUUCAAAACGCGAUAUGGAGGCGCUGACUGCUUUAUGCGACACUUUUUUGCCCGCCAUUGACGUUUCUGAUCACGAUCCUCACCUUCCUCAAUCCGUCGCUAAUUUCUAUCAAACCUCAGCUUCCAUGUCUGAAACUCCACCCCUCGUGGCUGAAUUUAUAGCAGAGAAAGUGAAGCAUCCGAAGAUUUUGCUAGCGAAAGUGGCUGUAAAGAUGCUUUCGACGUGGAUCGGAACGUUCAUACUGUGCGGGAGAAAGAGUUUGUCCGAUGAUUUUCCGUAUCUGCAGAGAUUUUCGAGAGUUGAAUCUUUAAAGAGAGAGGAAAUACUUCUCUCUUGGUCCAACAGCUGUUUCUCUCUCUUGAGAAUUCUCUUCUCUGCCCUCAAAAUCUUCAUUCUUUUCACAUUCUUCACUCAGGUGGAUGAGAAAGAAGACAACAUUUCCUGGAAAGCAAUUGGCUACUGUGGCCCGGACCCGGAUUUCAAGACCCGAAAACCACAAUAUCAAGAAUGUGAACAAAAGGAAGAAAAUGAUCAUAAAAGUAUAGAAGAAGAUUUAUUCGGACCCUUACACAAAGGGAUCAUCAAUUUCAGCCACCAACCAAUCGAAAAAUCCCUACGCAAACUCCGAGACUCGGGAUUCACCACCGCCGUCGUCUCGAAACCCUACUCGGAAAAAAACACGAGCGUUGGAUCUUUAUUAAAUCCAUCGUUCGUGCUCAAGUGCGACGCGGUGAUUGUUGGCUCCGGCUCCGGCGGCGGAGUUGUGGCGGGAGUUCUCGCGAAAGCCGGACACAAAGUGGUCGUGCUCGAAAAGGGAAGCUAUCUAGCAAGAAGCAAUCUCUCACUACUCGAAGGGGAAGCGUUGGAUCAAAUGUACCUAGGAAACGGGAUCGUAGCAUCCGAUAAUAUGGACGUAUUGUUUCUCGCGGGGUCCACCGUCGGGGGAGGGUCCGCGGUUAAUUGGUCCGCCUCGUUCCGGACCCCAUCUCAUGUCACGAAAGAAUGGAGCGAAAAGCACGGACUCGAACUAUUCGGAUCAAAAAAUUACGAAAACGCCCUCGAUGUCGUGUGCGAGAAGAUGGGGGUACAAUCGGAAUUCGACGACGAGGGUUUCAACAACAUGGUUUUGAGAAAAGGGUGCGAGGGCUUAGGGUAUCAAGUCGGGAAUAUUCCGCGCAACGCCCCAUCGGACCACUACUGCGGUUGGUGUUGCAUGGGUUGCAAAGACGGGAGAAAGAAGGGAACGUUAGAGACGUGGUUAGUGGAUCUUGUGGAAUCGAAAAACGGGGCGAUUCUAUCGGAAUGCGAAGCCCUAAAAGUGAUCACCACCGAGGGCAAAACGGUCAACGGGAGAAAAAUGGCUACGGGGGUUGCAUUCGCAUUCCGAAACGAAGAAGGAGGACAAGAAAUUGGGAUUGUGGAGGCUAAAGUGACGGUGACAGCUUGCGGUGCAAUGUGCACACCUCAACUACUUAAAAAAAGCGGAUUGAAGAAUAAAAACAUCGGAAAAAAUUUGCAUGUGCAUCCCGUGGUAAUGGCAUGGGGCUACUUCCCGGAAGAUUCGUGGCCGGAGACGGAGAAGAGGAGCCACAAAGGCGGAAUCAUGACGGCAAUGUCGAAAGUUGUCUCGAAUUUUGAAACGUCCGGUUACGGUGCGGUGAUACAGACGCCUUCGUUGCACCCCGGAUUGUUCUCCGCGGUGAUGCCGUGGGUUUCGGGGAAAGAUUUUAAAGACAGGAUGGUUAAGUAUUCGAGGACGGCCCACGUGUUUGCGUUGGCUAGGGAUAAAGGGAGGGGAACGAUAGCAUCGCCGAGCGACAUAAGCUACAAAUUGGACGAUUUGGAUCGAGAGAAUCUGAGGGAAGGGAUCGAGAGGGUUUUGAGAAUAUUGGCGGCGGCGGGGGCGGAGGAAAUCGGGACCCACCAUAGGGACGGGGGCGUGUUGAAAGUGAAGGGGGCGAGUCGUGAGGAGUUCGAGGGGUUCGUGGAGAGGGAGAGUAUGAGGCCGUUGAGGAAUCUUUCGACGCCGAUCGCUUCGGCGCAUCAGAUGGGGAGUUGUAGGAUGGGGGUGGAUUCGGGGGGGUCGGGGGUCGACCCGAGGGGGGAGACUUGGGAGGUGGAGGGGCUGUUUGUGGCAGAUUCGAGUGUUUUUCCAACUGCUUUGGGGGUGAAUCCGAUGGUUACUGUUCAGGCGAUUGCUUACUGCACUGCACAAUCUGUUCUUGAAAUUCUUGGCGGGAAGAAGUUUGUGUAGCUGGACUAAGUGUUUGGUGUGUGAUUAAUUAUUAUUCUUGUAAGAGUAAAUAAGGGAAAAAGUGGUUUUCUUGUGUAAUAAAACUAGACGAAGUUCUUGUUGGCAUUUUCACAAACACCUUGUGGGCAGCAAUUACAAACUAGGGCUUGUGAUUUGAUUUGUAUAGUAGUAACUAGAAAUAUGAA
This is a messenger RNA of Erythranthe guttata (spotted monkey flower), 2539 nucleotides long. Its product is annotated as Long-chain fatty alcohol dehydrogenase family protein. The record is from RefSeq and is a predicted model, not a curated record. Gene Ontology annotation, molecular function: long-chain-alcohol oxidase activity; flavin adenine dinucleotide binding. NCBI's taxonomy places the organism in Eukaryota, Viridiplantae, Streptophyta, Magnoliopsida, Lamiales, Phrymaceae.